Durusdinium trenchii is the source of this 753-nucleotide messenger RNA. NCBI's taxonomy places the organism in Eukaryota, Dinophyceae, Suessiales, Symbiodiniaceae. The record is from the annotation of a GenBank genome assembly.
AUGCCGGCCAAGCGCAAAUCUGGAGGUGGUGGUGACGCCAAAGCCAAGGCGGCACGGGCCACUGCUUCGGAGCCCAUUGCUGACAGCGCUUCUCACGCCGCCCUUUUCAAGACCUGGCUGUCGACCCGAUUGGAGAAGUGUCAGACUAUUGACCAAGUCUUCCAAAAGGCGUUCGAGAAAGAGGAACUGGAGGAUCUGGUCAAGUACCUCAAAUGGGUUGAGCACCAAUUUCCAGCUGAGCAUGGAGUGUGCAUCACAGAUGCCAAUGUGGGCGGCGCCGAAAAGCUGUGUGUGAGCUCAAUGCCAGAGGAUCUUGGAAUCCGACCACCCUUCGCCAUCAAGGUAGAUGAGCUGUCACCAGAGUCGACCGGGUUGGCUGAGAAGCUUGCGCUCGCGACAGUCCAGCACACAGAAAACCGCGUGCGUUCAGACUUGAAGGCUGUCAAGGCCUACGUGGACGAUCUGAAUCAUUGGGCCAACCGCCAGGGAGCCUUGGAUGUGAAGUUCCUCCAAGGCCGAUUUGAACGUGGAAAGGCUUGGUGUCACAAGUACAUGCUCACGAUCAUGGUGAUGGACUUGUCCUUGUGGCCCAGUAGCCUACUGUGCGUGUCCAACAUCCACAAGGAGUUUGCUUUCAGCCGCUCCAAGGCGGCGAUGUGUGGUGUCUUGGGGCCUGUGCAACGCGCGCGGGUCGUUGAGCUCGUAUCAGAAGAUGCCGACAAACCCCCUUCCCCGCCGGCGCGAGCACUUUGA